Didymella exigua CBS 183.55 is the source of this 1325-nucleotide messenger RNA. RefSeq lists its product as uncharacterized. The transcript has 4 exons. Gene Ontology annotation, cellular component: mitochondrial inner membrane. The record is from RefSeq and is a predicted model, not a curated record. NCBI's taxonomy places the organism in Eukaryota, Fungi, Ascomycota, Dothideomycetes, Pleosporales, Didymellaceae. Gene Ontology annotation, biological process: inner mitochondrial membrane organization. The coding region runs from base 162 to 1223 and encodes 353 amino acids.
GCCGCAAUUGCGCUCCGCGCCGCUGUAGUGCUGCUUCACACGUCCAGCACGACCGCCAAUUGACAGGCACAGCCAUGCUCCGCCAGGCUGCCUCGCCCUGGAGAAGUGUCGCACACCGCGCUGGUGCUGCGACUGCGACUGCGCGAAGACGAUGCAUCCACAUGUCCGCAACGAGCUCGUCCACCGAGCCUGCGCUCGACCAGCGCGUGAACAUUGAUGCUGCGACCGCGCCAGUGGUCUCGCCUGAUGCACACUUCGAGGUCAUUGGGACACCCAUGUCCCUUCUCUCCGUUUCUCUUUCCGCAUCGCAAACCCUCUUCACCCGUCGCGGCACUCUGAUCGGUCUGAACGGCAGGUCAGAGAAUACACUAUCGACCCUCUCCUUCCUCGAGCCGUUCAGGCGCGCACCUGUCGGCAUCCCCUUCAUGUACCAGAAGAUCUCCUCGACCACCCCAGUCACAGCCCUGGUUUCCACCAAGUCGCCCAUAUCUAGCAUCGUUACAGUCAACCUCGAUGGCAGACAAGACUGGGUCAUCAGCCAGAGACAGGCGCUGUUGGCAUGGACAGGCCACACCCUGGGCCUGAAGCCUCAGUACAACAUGAAGCUCGGCCUGGCGCAUUGGGGAAACACAUACAUCACAGGACGCGGGCUGCUUGCGCUUGCGGGGAGCGGGCAGGUCUACCAGGUGCAAUUGAAGGCUGGCGAGAGCUACGUUGCGCACCCAGCCAACGUCGUAGCAUACACAGCAUCAGCAACACCGCCGAUGCCCUUUCGCUUCAAGUCUUCCAACUUCCGCCUCCAGGUCCCUGAUCUUGGCUUUGGGUCUUUCGUACAGAACGCCAAGUUCUUCAGGGUCAUGAGCCAGACAGCAACGUGGCGCGCAGUCUCAACCACAUGGCAUACCAUCAAGACGUGGUCACGGCGGACCAUCUGGGGCGACAGGUUAUUCCUCCGCUUCGAGGGCCCAGCAACGAUGCUCCUUCAGUCUCGUGCCUCGCGUAUCAGCGACGUCCUCACACUCAAGGAUGUCAACGAGAUUGCUGAGAGCCAGCCGGGCGCCAUUCAGGAUGUAGUAGAUCGCAAGAUCAAGGAGGAGAUCAAGCAGAUUGGUACCGGUACAACAGUACCCGGGGUUCAAGAGAGCGAUGUAGGCGCGGUCAAGUACGCCACGAUCAGGAGCGGGAAAGCGGUCUUUGAAGGGUCUAGGACACCAGCAUCGUAAAAGAUGCCUUGUAACAUAUGUAGAGCAUUCGGCAUACUCCUCCACCUGAGGGGCAAUUAUUAGGUGAAAGAUCUACUCUCGCUUUUCCUUGGCUACACCAAC